AUGGAGAGUGUUAGCGUGUAUGGAUUCUGUGGCUGCAAAGGAAAGAGCAAAGUGAAGUGUGACUCCAAGUGGGAAAUAACAGCGGCAGAAACGGCCCCCACAUCUGCAUAUUCAUCUCCAGCACGGAGUCUCGGGGACACAGGAAUAACACCCCUGUCCCCUUCCCAUAUCUUGAACGAUGCUGACCCCGUGUCUGAGCAGCAGACCUUUCUCGUGGUGGUGGCCAUCGACUUUGGGACCACGUCCAGUGGCUAUGCCUACAGCUUUACCAAGGAGCCAGAAUGUAUCCAUGUGAUGAGGAGAUGGGAAGGAGGUGACCCUGGUGUUUCCAACCAGAAGACCCCGACCACCAUCUUGCUGACACCAGAGAGGAAGUUCCACAGCUUUGGGUAUGCUGCCAGGGACUUCUACCAUGACCUGGACCCCAAUGAGGCCAAGCAAUGGCUAUACUUGGAGAAGUUCAAGAUGAAACUACACACCACAGGGGACCUCACCAUGGACACAGACCUGACAGCAGCAAAUGGCAAGAAAGUCAAAGCCCUUGAGAUCUUUGCUUACGCCCUGCAAUACUUUAAGGAGCAGGCUCUGAAGGAGCUGAGUGACCAGGCAGGGUCGGACUUUGAGAACUCUGACGUCAGAUGGGUCAUCACUGUACCUGCCAUCUGGAAGCAACCAGCCAAGCAGUUCAUGAGAGAAGCUGCCUACCAGGCAGGCCUGGCCUCCCCCGAGAACUCGGAGCAGCUCAUCAUUGCCUUGGAGCCCGAGGCCGCCUCCAUCUACUGCCGGAAGCUGCGGCUGCACCAGAUGAUCGAGCUCAGCGGCAAGGCAGUGGCCAAUGGGUACAGCGCCAGUGACACAGUAGGAGCGGGGUUUGCACAGGCAAAGGAACAUGUUCGUCGCAACCGGCAGAGUCGGACCUUUUUGGUGGAGAAUGUCAUAGGAGAAAUCUGGUCUGAGCUGGAAGAAGGGGACAAGUACGUGGUUGUUGACAGCGGUGGAGGCACGGUAGACCUGACCGUCCAUCAGAUACGGUUACCAGAGGGGCACCUCAAGGAGCUGUACAAAGCAACCGGUGGACCGUACGGAUCCCUGGGAGUAGAUUACGAAUUUGAAAAACUGCUUUGUAAAAUAUUUGGAGAAGAUUUUAUCGAACAGUUCAAGAUCAAGCGCCCGGCAGCCUGGGUUGACCUAAUGAUCGCCUUCGAGUCUCGCAAAAGAGCUGCUGCUCCGGAUAGAACCAACCCCCUGAACAUCACCCUGCCCUUCUCCUUCAUUGACUACUACAAGAAGUUCCGGGGCCACAGCGUGGAGCAUGCCUUGAGAAAGAGCAAUGUGGACUUUGUGAAGUGGUCCUCCCAGGGUAUGCUGAGGAUGAGUCCGGAUGCCAUGAACGCCCUCUUCAAGCCGACCAUUGACAGCAUCAUCGAGCACCUCCGAGACCUGUUUCAGAAGCCUGAGGUAUCCACCGUCAAGUUCCUCUUUCUGGUGGGUGGCUUUGCAGAAGCGCCCCUUUUGCAGCAGGCGGUGCAGGCUGCCUUUGGCGACAAAUGCAGGAUCAUCAUCCCUCAGGAUGUGGGCCUCACCAUCCUCAAGGGCGCCGUCCUCUUUGGCCUGGACCCUGCCGUUAUCAAGGUGCGCCGGUCCCCUCUCACCUACGGAGUGGGCGUGCUGAACCGCUACGUGGAAGGGAAGCACCCUCCCGAGAAGCUGCUCGUAAAGGAUGGCACGCGUUGGUGCACCGACGUCUUUGACAAGUUCAUCUCUGCUGACCAGUCUGUGGCCCUCGGGGAGCUGGUCAAGCGUAGCUACACUCCAGCCAAACCUUCCCAGCUGGUCAUCAUCAUCAACGUCUACAGCUCCGAGCACGAUGAUGUCAGCUUCAUCACUGACCCGGGGGUGAAAAAAUGUGGCACGCUCCGCUUGGAUCUCACGGGGACCGGAGGCACAGCCGUUCCCGCCCGCAGAGAAAUCCAGACCCUUAUGCAGUUUGGGGACACUGAGAUCAAGGCCACAGCCGUCGACAUAGCCACUUCAAAGAGUGUCAAAGUGGGGAUCGAUUUCUUAAAUUACUAAUGUAACUGUCCCUCCUGGCCACUAGCCCCCUGGGACUCAUCUGCAUUUGCUGACCUCAGCCUUGACUGUUCUGUCCCCAACCCUGACCCUUGCCAUUGCCCACCUGCAUUUCAGUAGGAAAGAACCAAGGUGAAGAUUAACUAAGGAUUCUUUUUAAGGAUACACCGGAGCAAGAAAAACUCAGAAGUCAACAUCACGAUCUGGAAAUAGGGAGUUUGAGGACCCCAAGAGCAGCCAGCUUUCUAGGGUCCCUGAAUGGCUAAACAGCCCCUAGGGAGGACUGGGUGCAGCCUGCUUUGAAGAGGCCUCUGAAAGGGAGGGCUUAGGAUACCCACUGCAAGCUGGGGGAUGGGGGAGGAGGAGAUAGUCAUUGGAGGUCUUUUUAAAUUAUCUUGGAUGGCGGUGAAUAGGAAAUACCAGCUUCCUGCAGAGUUAAUUUGUUCUCCUUAUCAUGGGGCUCACAGUGGUGACUCAGUGGCAACUUACAGUAUUCUUUUUUUUUUUUUUUUUAAGCUGGUGGGAGAACACCGCCUACACCAGGCACUGUUUCAGGUUUUCAUACAAUUUAGAUUCCAAGGAGGCUCAGUGAAGGUUAGGGCAACCUUGGCUAACUCACCCAGGAUGGGGUGGGGGUAAGAGUGUGGAUACCUCAAUUUUUCCAGAGUAGGUAAAACUUGCUUUGGUGGAAAUACACACUGAAGAGUUAGUGAUGUACCCCAAAUUACAACAGUCACCUUUUUUUCUGGAGAGUAUACAUUUUGAGAUUCCUCAGUGGAUGACCAAAGGUGUGGCUAGUACCAAACCUUAUCUAUACUAUGUUUUUUUCUAUACUUACUACAUACCUAUGAUAAAGUUCAAUGUAAUAAAGUAGUAAGAGAUUAGCAAUAGCAACUAAUGACAAAAUAGGACAAUUAUGAAAACACUUUGAUAAAAUGUAUAUGAGCAUGGUCUAUCUCAGUAUAUCCUAUUACUAUAUGACACCACUGUGCAUUUUCGGACCACAGUUAAUUGAAAACCCAGUAAAUGAAAACACAGAUCAAAAAGUAAUUGCCAGACCAAUAAAGCUUGAGUUCACAGGUCAUACAUAAUUCUAGGUGACCUUAGUAGGAACUUAACUGGAGAAAAUAAAGUUUCUAUUUGCUCUGUUUAUAUCUGUCACCACACCCAGAAAUCCAAAACAGCCUUGCAAGCCGUGCACAGUUUCAGUUAACCCCUUUCUUCCUCCCCUCCCCAAUUCUUCAUCCCACUGUAAGGAAAUACAAAAAGAGGUUCUGUUCCAUGAAAUGUCUCCAUCAAACCUGGAGCUUUUCAAAUUCACCUAAAAAGAGUUAUGUAAACCUAGACCUGGUAAAUGGAGGCAGCCCUGUGGCUCUCUAGCCUCAGAAUCACCUGGUGCUUGCCAAGAGCAGUUCCUGAACCUAAUCCCUUUCAGACAGCGCAGACUCUGGAGGAACAGGGUCUGAAGUUUUAGUGUUGGAAUGUGAGAAUUCCCUCCAAGCUGAAGUGACCACAGACCACAGUGUGUGGCCUUAACAAUCCCUGUCAGAUUUCCCUCAGGGAAGAGAGCAUGAACCUACACUCUGCCCUCUAGGUAGGAGGGUUGGAGAUCCACCUGCCCUCGGAGGUUGUUGCCCAUUUAACCCUCACAGGAAGGAUCAGAGAAGGAAAAAGACAGCAGGAGUAAAACCAUGACAAUGAAGCCUCCCAAGGAGCCGGCCAGGCUGUGUUCUUCCCUCUGUGUAAGGCUACCAGGUUCUGUGUUCUUCCCUCAGUGUAAGGCUAGUCUCGCCAACAUUAUUCCGGAGCCAAGUGAGGAUAAAGAAUCAAGAAUCUGACUCAUAGUCCUUCUUAUUGUUUAAAAAUGUCUUUCCCACCUGCUGGAAUUCAUCCUGAUUUCAAAUCACUGGAAGCAUGGAUAUGAAUGGGUGGACGGACAGAUGGACAGAUGGAUGAAUGGACGGAUGGAUGGAUGGAUGAAUGGAUGGACGGACAGAUGCAGAAUGAGAGAAGGGACUUCAAAUGCAAGUUGGAUUUGUGAACCAUCAUCAUAGCCACCAAUAUGCAGAUUUUAAAUAGCAUUUUAAGUUUCAAUCUAUUGUCUUCUCCGCACCGCUUGCUGUAGAACUCCCUGCCACAAUGUAGAAAAAAAAAAAAAAAAAGCUAUCAAACCACAGAACAAGCGGGAACCCCAAAUCGAAUGGCAGGGUCCCAAAUCCAGACCUCAGGAUGCUUGCUUUCUAGGACUCCUGCUAACCCUGCUUCUAGCUCAUGGGUGUUUCCAGUCACGGUCCUCAAAUAGACUUUCAAUUUUGUUAUAAUGGAUAUAAUUUUAUGUACAUAGAACACCAGAAUCUUGUACAGAGUCUUUAUUUCUACUUGUGCUUGUUUGGAAAGGAAAACACUCUUAAUUUUGGUUAAUAAUGCUGCUGCCUGUAAGCUCCACAGCUGCAUUUCUUGACUGCUCUCACUGGUUGCUGUCUGUGCUGUGACCCCGCAGUGGACUAUGUAUGCAAGACUGAGCAAUAGACAGAGGUGCCUUGGGUCAGAUUAUUCUGAUCACACAGACUACCCAGAUGGACAGCGUCAUCAGACCCUUCCACACCUGCACACCCUACCCAAAGCUGAAGAGUCUCUGCAUAAAGAGUGAUGUAGCCAUUCUCCCGUCCGGACUUUGCGAGCUGAACGUACUGGUUCUAGAAACAGUGCCUACCAAAACACUUUGUGUCUGGUAGGGUGGCAUGCUUCAUGAUCAGAGGAACCAACUGGUCCAUGGGCCAAGGUUUCCAUAGGGUCGAAUGAGUGGGAGCAGUGUAGCCGAGUCCUUCUUUUCCUGGCUAAUGUAAAGCACUCCUUACCUUAUAUCUCUUUGCCUCCUAUGUUGCUUACACAAGCUGAUAGAAAUCUGCAUUGUUAGCAAACUGAUGAUGGAGAAAGGGUGUGAUUUUACUGGACUUCCUUCGGGCCCAGAGAUACAGUCCCAGUAGCCAAACUCUUAGUAAAGAUCUCCAAUCUAUCCCUACCCUGACUGAAAUAACCCUACUAGGAACACUGGAUGAGGACACCUGGAACACAUUUCCCAGUCUUAGAAAGUUCCAGGAGGUCUGUGGUCUUGGCCGAUUGUCCUUUGCAUAGAUUAUCUGGUCACUUAACUAACCUUUCCUGUACACAGCAGGUGUUCAUAAAUGCAGAGUGACAGGCAGUAGGAAAGAGGAGGUGCUACAGAAGAGGUUCUGGGGAGCCAUGGCUGAGCCCAGGUUACAGAGCCUGCCCCACCCUUAGAAUGUUACUUAGACCAAGUUUAGCUUUUAGAGUCCAGGUCUGGUUAAUUGCCAGGGUAGCAAAGUAUUGCAUGCACCAAUAUAAACAGGAGUCAAAAUGCAUUAUUAAUCGACGAUGAACUUCACACUGUAGUGAUGUAAUAGUUGUGAUUAGGUUGCUCAGUACGUAUGCCGGGGAAUGGCUUGAGUGGAUGGCUAGUAUAAAAGUUGUUGGCCAUAAUAUCUCUUAACACCUCUCAUCUGCUUGCGAUAUGGAACAAUAUCCUAAGAUCUCAACCACUGGGAAUCUUGUCCGCUACAAGAUAGAGCCAAACUUCACAGAAUUUUGCAGCAAGUUCACAACUAGACGGGAUUGUGUCUGCGAACUCUGUCUUUACGGAUUCUAAUAAAGUAAAACUCAAUUUCACGUC
Molecule: messenger RNA, 5761 nt
Organism: Arvicanthis niloticus (Nile rat)
Lineage: Eukaryota; Metazoa; Chordata; Mammalia; Rodentia; Muridae
Gene: Hspa12a
Product: heat shock protein family A (Hsp70) member 12A
Source: RefSeq, a predicted model, not a curated record